AAAUGUUUUUUAAACAAAAUGUAAUAUAAAAUCUUUCAUAAUGUUAUUUGUUAAUUAUAAAUUUUAUUUUUUACACUAUACACCUAAAUAUAUUUUAAAUGACAACUCUUCUGAAGAUUCCUGUACUAAUAGUAGGUUCUGGUCCAGUCGGAACUACUCUAUAUCUCUUGUUAUCUCGGAUGAGGAUUCCUUCAUUAUUGGUUGAAAAGAAUACGGUUUCGAGAAGUCAUCCAAGAGCUCAUUACUUGAGUAAUCGAUCAAUGGAAAUUUGGAGACAACUGGGUCACGUUGACAAAUUGUUUGAGUGUUUCUUGGAACCUCUCGAUUUAUGGAGAUAUUUCAAGUAUUGCCGACAUGUAAUUGAUCCACAAUUGAACCUGUACGCAGUUCAAGACCAUUUUUCUGACAACUACAGAUACAAAAAUACAUAUUUUGAAGAAUUAAGCCCAAGUAGAAUUGCUAACUUCCCUCAACAUAAAUUGCUGUUUCUUUUAAAAUCCUUGUCACUGGAUAGGUCUCAACUUUAUAAAGAUGAUAAAAAAGAAUUUUUGUCCUGGAUGCAGAGCGAAUACAAAUCGAUAUUGUCUAAAUUUAAAAUUGACAAUUCCAAAGCCGAAAACUUACUGAAGCUAGACAGACCAUUAACUUUCGCUCAAUUUGCUGACUUUGAUUCUAGUCCUGAAUUUGUAACAUCCAUUCCUUUUAUAGACGGAGGACUAAAAUUUGAGGGAUUUUUAACAAGAGAUAAAUUUAUUGUAUCUAGUGUAAGAAACGUAAGAGACGGGUCCCUGUGUAAUAUACACAGUUUGUUUGUAGUAGGCACAGAUGGAAUACAUUCGAAAGUAUCUGAAGAAUUGUUCGGGGAAAGAAAUGUGAAUUCAAAUGUCAAAGAUACUUCUAACUUAAAGGAAGUAAUAAGUGUUUAUUUCGAGUCGGAACAACUCGGUGAGAUUGUUUCUUCAAAUCCAGCUAUGAUGUAUUUCAUUUUCUCUCAGUGUAUUUGUGUACUAGUUUGUCAAGGAGGAAAGCCGGCUGAAUUUGUUGUACAAAUUCCGUUUUUCCCGGAAUUCGAAACAACAGAAUAUUUUAAUGAGAAAAACUGCUCUAUUCUUAUUAAUGAAGCAGUUGGAACUAAACUCGCUGACUUAAAAAUUCAUAAAAUCAAAAAAUGGACUGUUACAACUGAUGUUGCAAAAAGUUUCAUAGAUAAACAAACCUGUAGGAUAUUUUUGGCGGGAGAUGCGGCCCACUUAGUGGCACCAGCUGGCGGACUUGGAAUGAAUAUGGGUAUAUCAGACACAUAUAACCUUGCUUGGAGAAUUGCUAGAGUUAUCUACUCUAAAUCGUUAAAUCAAGGUUUAUUUGACUUUGAUAAUCUAAUGGAAAAUAUAUCCGAAAAUGGAUUGUCGGAAGAUGACAAGAAACUACUAACUGAAUACUCUUUGGAGCGUAAAGCGGUGGCAGAGUAUACACGUGAUGUGUGUUUAAAAGAGGUUGAAAAUGGUUCGAAAUUCGCUAAGUAUCUGUGGUAUAACCAUGGUAACACCCAGACUAUUCUUAACCUAUUGUCGCCAAUCGUUUCAAAUAAAUCGGGAUUUUUCCCAAUUCUAUUUAAUUGUAUUAAAUCCUUGAUGAAAUACUUGUAUAACACGCCCAAAAGCAUGGAUACAAUCUCUAGUUUUUCAAAAAUUUUAUUUUCAAAGCAAGACGGUUCCCUGGGUCUAGCAUUUCCGGGUUCCGAUUUGGCCUAUUCAUACAAUUAUGGCGAUUUAAGGGUAGAAUCUAAAAUGACAAAUUCUAUUUAG
Molecule: messenger RNA, 1805 nt
Organism: Theileria parva strain Muguga
Lineage: Eukaryota; Apicomplexa; Aconoidasida; Piroplasmida; Theileriidae
Gene: tfdB
Product: FAD binding domain protein
Exons: 9
Coding region: 99-1805 (568 amino acids)
Molecular function (GO): FAD binding
Source: RefSeq, a predicted model, not a curated record